UCUAUAGGCUUCUGUCUUGUAUUUUGUGGAGGAGAUGGAACUACCUUUUUUAUAUUGUUAAUCUUUACAAGAACAGCGGCAACAACUAGGAUAUUAGUUGUAGUUAAUAUGAAACUGAUGACGCCGCCUAAUAGAGCCGUAAUCAGACCACUGCUGUGUUCUAUAAUAUUUUAUUCAUUAUGCGAUCAGUAGGUCUAUCUAACAACAAAGAUUAAAGUGAUCAGAUCUGGUCACUAAAAGUUGUCCAUAAACGGCGACCACAUCAUAAUGGAGCAGCUCUCUGUCAUCUUCUCCGGUUUGUCCCUUAGCUUUUCUUUUGCCAACGACGCAAGAUCCUACUUUUCUACUUUGUCGCCGAAGAUCAUCAAAAGAUAGAUGAUUGCGAAAUGAUAGUGUCAUCUAUAUGUAUAACAACAUUACAACAUCAAAUUAAAUAAGCAAAAAGCCAAUGAUUGUCUAAAGGGCAGUGGGGGAGGCAGGAUUUGAAACUAUCCCUAUCCUCUUUCGUAUUAUAAAUAUAAAAAUAUUUAAUUAAUAUAAUUAAAUUAAUAAUAUCUAAAAAUUAUUUUCGCUUAUAAAAAAUAUCUACUAUUACAAUCGGUAUUUUCAUAAACAACCAUGAUGAGUUUUCAUAUUCGGAAGAAACACACAAUACAUUCUUUGUCUACACACUUAAGUAAGUCAUUUUCAAUGGAUCUCACUAAACAACCAUUAGCAAACUGGUCAUGAGUUCGACUUCAAAGUUCGUUCUUCAGAUAGCUCAAAACUGAAAAUAUCUUAUCGUCACUUGCCGUCAAAACUAGUGGAAUCGGCGCUGCCACUGGACUGCUUCAAGAUUGCUUGCAAAUAAUCGAAUAGGCAUAUAAAGAAAAGAGAUCUAUUCCAAUAGAGACUUCGUUUAUUGUAUAACAAUUAAUUCAUUGUCAAUUUAUGAUAAAUAAUGAGUUGUGAUAUAGUAACGAAGUACAAUGGUGUUGUGUUCCAUCCUUCGUAUAGACAUAUAUGAAGUAUUUUUGUUCCUCUCAAAAUUUACCCCUGUCCCGGGACAAUGCCCAAUAGGGCUACCUCCGCCACUGCUAAAGGGUGCCUUUAGUAGUCGGCCGAUGAUUAAGCUUGAAGCGCCCGGUCCUACAACCUAUUUGAUGAAGUAGUAAGAUAUGCAGAUUAAAUCGAGAUUUGACCUCAAUAUUGUUAGUGAGUGGUAUAAGAUUCAUUAUUGAACCUCUUCCAACAAUUCGAGUUAUUGGGAGAAACUGGUUCUUAACAUGGUAUCAGAGCCUGUUGUGGCCGGGGCCCGGGAGAUCUUGUGUUCGAAUCUCGGUGACCCCAUUUGUGAAGCACAUGUAUUCAUGUUCAGGACAUGUGCAAACGAAAGCCCUUAUGGGCUGACUGGCUUUCGUUUGAGGGGGUGUGUUAGUGAGUGGUAUAAGAUCCAUUAUUGAACCUCUUCCAACAACUCGAAUUAUUGGGAGCACGAAUAUAAAUCUUACUAGUGUUCAUGCAGAUGGACUCAGACCAGAACAACACUCCGUCACUAACAUUUCCCUAUGUACAAAUAUUCUGAAGUGACUAUGCACAUAGAUGAUUUUUUUUCUAUGAAAUUGUUGUAGAUGAUUGUUGACUAUGCAUACAGGCUGUAUUUUGGCUGGUGGUGCCAAGAUUGAUCAGAGAUGAGCAGAUCAAGCUGAUAAUGACAAUAAUGCUCCUCAUCUUCCUGUUCCAAUUCCUGCCCAAAGUAUACCACAGCCUCACCCUGAUGAGGAGAAUGCAGAAGGUCACCGGCUACAUCUUCGGCACCAUCUGGUGGGGUUUCGGCCUCAACCUCAUCGCCUACUUCAUCGCCUCCCACGUCGCCGGCGGGUGCUGGUAUGUCCUCGCCAUCCAGCGCGCCGCCUCCUGCAUAAAGCAGCAGUGCAACUUGUCCUCCAACUGCGACCUCUCCCUGUCUUGCUCCGAAGAGCUCUGUUUCCGCCUUGUCUUGCCCGAUGCAUUGGCGGCCGGAAGCGGCUCUUGCGGUGGUUACAAUAACUCGAGUAGUACUAAUAGGACUCCAAUGUGCUUGGACAUGGAUGGCAGUUUCAAGUAUGGGAUCUAUAAGUGGGCUCUCCCUGUCAUUUCCAGUGAUUCCUUGGCUGUCAAGAUUCUUUACCCCAUUUUCUGGGGCUUAAUGACCCUCAGCACCUUUGGGAAUGAUCUUGAGCCAACCAGUAACUGGUUGGAAGUGAUGUUCAGCAUAUGCCUAGUACUUAGUGGGUUGAUGCUCUUCACUUUGUUGAUUGGUAACAUUCAGGUGUUCUUGCACGCGGUGAUGGCGACGAAGAGAAAGAUGCAGCUGAGGUGCAGAGACAUGGAGUGGUGGAUGAGAAGAAGGCAGCUGCCUUCCCGCUUGAGGCAGAGAGUUCGGCACUACGAGCGCCAGAGGUGGACGACCAUGGGAGGUGAGGAUGAGAUGGAAAUGAUCAAAGACUUGCCCGAAGGGCUACGGCGGGACAUCAAACGAUACCUCUGCCUCGACCUCAUCAAGAAGGUGCCGUUGUUUCAUAACUUGGACGAUUUGAUUCUUGACAACAUAUGUGACAGGGUCAAGCCUAUCGUGUUCUCCAAGGACGAGAAGAUAAUUAGAGAAGGUGAUCCGGUACCAAGAAUGGUGUUCUUAGUCCGGGGAAAGAUAAAAAGCUCGCAGAAGCUAAGCAAGGGAGUUGUAGCAACUAACAUGCUCGAAGCUGGAGGCUUCCUUGGCGACGAACUUUUGUCAUGGUGCCUACGCCGGCCAUUCAACGAACGGCUUCCGGCUUCGUCGGCGACGUUUGUGUGUCUGGAAGCCGCGGAGGCAUUUGCUCUCGACGCCAACCACUUGAAGUACAUUACCGAUCAUUUCCGGUACAAGUUUGCGAACGAGAGGCUGAAGAGGACGGCGAGGUAUUACUCUUCGAAUUGGAGGACGUGGGCGGCCGUGAACAUUCAGUUUGCAUGGCGGCGGUACAGGCGGAGGACCAAAGGUGGCGGUGGUGCUGGUCCGAUGAACCCUGUGGUGGAGAGUGGUGGGGAUGUGGAAAAUAAGUUGUUAAGGUAUGCCGCCAUGUUCAUGUCGAUCAGACCACAUGACCACCUUGAAUGAAUGAAAUCAGAUAAAUGGGUGAAUUAGAGUGC
This is a messenger RNA of Linum tenue, 3150 nucleotides long. The record is from the annotation of a GenBank genome assembly. NCBI's taxonomy places the organism in Eukaryota, Viridiplantae, Streptophyta, Magnoliopsida, Malpighiales, Linaceae.